Seriola dumerili (greater amberjack) is the source of this 2936-nucleotide messenger RNA. It is a transcript of the gene pi4k2b, whose product is annotated as phosphatidylinositol 4-kinase type 2 beta. The coding region runs from base 172 to 1710 and encodes 512 amino acids. Gene Ontology annotation, biological process: endosome organization; phosphatidylinositol phosphate biosynthetic process; Golgi organization. Gene Ontology annotation, cellular component: trans-Golgi network; endosome; plasma membrane. Lineage: Eukaryota; Metazoa; Chordata; Actinopteri; Carangiformes; Carangidae. The transcript is spliced from 11 exons. The record is from RefSeq and is a predicted model, not a curated record. Gene Ontology annotation, molecular function: 1-phosphatidylinositol 4-kinase activity.
GAGCAGACAAGCUAGAAGGAUUAUGUGGACAUGUCAGUGGGCGAAAGCAGCUGCUUUCGAAUAAUUCAUUCGUGAUUUAUGUACUCAGGCUUCUUUACAAUGGAAGGCUGACAACUUCAAGGGAACUCGGUGUAAAUUAGUGUAAUCGCAUGUAUUAAAAACUGAGCGACAAUGAUGUCAGAAUGCGACCCGACAGGGACAGAGACCAGCGAGCCAGUGUCGCUUACUGGAGCAACAGCGGAGUCUGUGCUGGAGUCUAACUUUCACUCCGCGGACCCUCUAAAUGUAUUAUUUGACAGGAAACAGAUAGGUUUGGGGCUUGCGGCCAACCCUGGAGCCGCUGUUCGUAUUUCGGACUCUUGUGAAAGCGUCUUGACCGAGCUGGAGACGGAUGGCUCCGGGGAAGAGGCGCUGUUGUUACCGUGCUUAGCAGGAGGUUCGUCGUCUCCGCGGGGUGUACGAGAGAAGCGGAGCAGGCGGAACAGACAUAGCUCAUCGUCGGAUAAAGACACCUUGGCCUCCCCAGGUACCAACAGUGGGGACUUCAACCAUUUCCCUGAAGAUCCUGAGUUUGCAGAUAUUAUCCAAAGGGCGGAGCAAGCCAUCGAGAAUGGCGUCUUUCCAGAGAGGAUUUCACAGGGAUCCAGUGGGAGCUAUUUUGUCAAAGACCCAAAAGGGAAAAUCAUUGGUGUUUUCAAACCAAAGUCAGAGGAACCGUACGGUCACCUGAACCCCAAAUGGACCAAAUAUUUUCACAAGCUGUGCUGUCCGUGUUGUUUUGGCCGAGGCUGCUUGUUGCCUAACCAGGGCUACCUCUCAGAGGCUGCUGCCUCAUUGGUUGAUACGAAGCUCGGCCUGGGAGUGGUGCCAAAAACCAAGGUGGUGUAUCUGGCCAGUGAGACAUUCCAUUACAGCGCCAUCGACAGAGCAAAAUCCAGGGGGAAGAAGUAUGCACUGGAGAAAGUCCCCAAGGUGGGACGACGCUUCCACAGAGUGGGACUGCCACCCAAGGUGGGCUCGUUUCAGCUGUUUGUGGAGGGUUACCGUGAAGCGGACUACUGGCUGCGGCGCUUUGAGGCAGAGCCGCUGCCAGAGAACAUCAGGAAGCAGCUGCAGUCACAGUUUGAGCGGCUGGUGGUGUUAGACUACGUUAUCAGAAACACAGAUCGAGGGAACGACAACUGGUUGAUCAAGUAUGAGAAGCCAGGAGAAGGAGGAGGAGAAGGAGAUGGACAAAAGGACUCAGAGUGGCCAGAGAACUGUCCAGAAUCCUGCAUCAAGAUCGCAGCAAUUGACAACGGCUUGGCCUUCCCCUUUAAACACCCGGACGAAUGGAGAGCCUACCCAUUCCACUGGGCGUGGCUCCCCCAGGCGAAGGUGGCCUUCUCCCAGGAGACCAGAGACCUGGUGCUAUCCCGCCUCUCUGACAUGAACUUUGUCCAGGACCUCUGUGAGGACCUCUACGAGAUGUUCAAGACGGAUAAAGGCUUUGACAAAACCAUGUUUGAGAGACAGAUGUCUGUUAUGAGGGGACAGGUUUUGAAUCUGACGCAGGCGUUAAAAGACGGGAAGAGUCCCAUCCAGCUAGUGCAGAUGCCCCGGGUGGUGGUGGAGCGCAGCCGAUCAGGCGGCCAGGGACGCGUGGUCACACUGGGUAACGCCUUCACACAAACCUUCCACUGCAAGCGCCCAUUUUUCUCCUCUUGGUAAUCAGAAAGGGAUGAGGAGUAGGGCUGAGGAGAGAAUCUGCAACAGCUGUUUUUGUCCUGAAGCCAGUUCUGAAACGAGGAAGGAUGAAAUGAGAGAGAGGAUGAGACUGUCACACUGGAAACUGCUCAUAUUAGUCCUUGCACAGAAGGAAAGACAUGAUGAUAGAAAGUGAGAUGAAGAAUGUUUAGUGAAGGACUUGGGCCUGGGCCCAUUCCUCAGUUUUUUGAAGAGAACACAGAGAAACAUUGGAAAUGGAGAGAUUGGCAUACCAGUGUCUCUUAGAGACCUUGGGGAUCUUUGUGGUUACCAUGGUGACUAGAUUGGAUAAUCGCCUUUUCCACAGAGGUAGGCUUUGUUUAUUGUUAGAAAGGGAAAGAGGAAGACGCUUUUUACCCACCCAAAGUACCUACUGAAGUCUCUUGCAAGGUCUCUUAGUGGGGCUAACGGCCAAAGAACAAGCACUUACAAACUGCACGCUCACAGAUCUGUGGUCCAGUAGUGUUUGGGAAUCCGGUUUCCACAGAUCUCUCCAGAAAGUGAAUUUUUCUCCAGUACGACGUUGCUCCUGGUCUGGGAUAUUAAGUCCAAAAACAUUUGCUUUUGCCUUGUAGGAUUACUUAUCGAAGUAUAGAUGUGCACUUGCACUGCGGGAAGUGUUUGACUAGUUCCACACAUCUGGAUCGAACCGCUCUUACACAGUGUUAGUUUUCAAAUCCACAUCUGCUGAACAAACCUAGUGUCUUCAACUCUGAGUACUGCCAAAAUCUGUCUGUGGAAGGAACUUUGAAAAGCCUCAAUAAGAGAAUACCGUUGAAACUUGAAAAUAAAGUUUGGAGGAUGGGGAGGACUAGGAAUAAACACAUUGCUUGAAUGUAAUCAGUUUACUAUUUCUACACAAGAUUCUUGCUCCUAAACAUUUCAGUUCGAGUGAAUGCUGUCAAAAAAUAGACUUUUCUCGUAACAAUGAAUGUAUUUGUUGUUUGACAUGUAUUUAAUCGCUGGCGAGCAGAUUUCUCUCGAACCUCGUGGCAUGGGGGAUGAGGUCUCGUCCCGCCCCUUUAUUAUACAUUAUGUGAAGAGGAAAAACAAAAACCGAGGACAAUAUCUCACACUUGCUUGACGCCGUUGUGUUUUCUUAUGUAUGCAUCUUGAAAUUUUUAUUCCAACUCAAUGAUUGUAUGAGAAAAGUUGUAUAUUUAACAGAUGAAAAAUAAAAUUUUGGAAAU